Molecule: messenger RNA, 939 nt
Organism: Octopus sinensis (East Asian common octopus)
Lineage: Eukaryota; Metazoa; Mollusca; Cephalopoda; Octopoda; Octopodidae
Product: tryptase-2
Exons: 6
Coding region: 63-869 (268 amino acids)
Biological process (GO): proteolysis
Molecular function (GO): serine-type endopeptidase activity
Source: RefSeq, a predicted model, not a curated record
AUUCAGUAAGUAAAAGCUAUUAUUUUUCUGGGAAUUGGUUUGGAUACAACUUCGAAGUAGAAAUGGCAUCUAAAGCUAAUCAGUUGAAGAACAAAUAUGUCACGGCGGUUUUAGUGGUAUUGUCCUGCCUUCCGUUAGUGUCGUCAAAAAUCUCUCGAAUUGUGAAUGGUGAGUCAGUACCUCAUUGUAAUUUCCCUUGGAUUGUCAAUUUAAGAAUACUGCGGGAACAUAAUUACAAGGACUAUACACAGAUGUGCGGCGCAUCAUUGAUUGCCAGAAACAAAGUUAUAACGGCUGCACAUUGUGUUCGAUCAGACAAGAAUGGUAAGGUUUUUAGAAUUGAAGUAAAUUUGGCGACGGAUAAUCCAGCAAAACCGGUCUACACCAUUCAGGGUUUACGUUAUAAAUAUAUAAAGCAGUACCACCUCAGCAGGAAUGGAAUGCCAUAUUACGAUAUUGCUAUAAUAGAACUGGAACAUCGCGUCACCUAUUCUAAAUGUCUCCGCCCUAUCACUCUACCCCAAAGAAACGAUGUUUUCACCGGAAAUUGCUGGGCUUUAGGAUGGGGCAGUAAUGGAUACGAUCAAAAACCUUCUGCCAGUCUUAAAAUUGUUCAGUUACCAAUCGUAAGCAAUAGUUAUUGCCCAUGGCCCGGUUUGAUCUAUGAACAAAUGUGUGCCGGAGUAUUUGAACCCUGGGGUGUACACAAAGGAAUCUGCUCCGGUGAUUCUGGUGGUCCACUAAUAUGCGUAAAGAACGAUAGGCCGGUUUUGGCUGGUUUAGCGAGUUUCGGAAAUUGUGGCAUGUAUCCAGGUGUAUUUACCAAAGUCUCAAGUUUUGUUGACUGGAUUUAUAAGAAUAUUGAGUAAUUGAUGUAAUCCUUUCGUCAUCGAUUGCUUCACAGUGUUAUAUCUAUAAACAGUUGUUCCAAAAAUGAAA